AGAAAAAAGCCCAAAGCAAACAAAGAAAUUGUCAGAGAUGAACACAAUCUUCUAUAUAAACGACUAAGGAAGUCUUUAGCUGUGGGAUCCACCAUGAAAGGCAGUUCCUGCAGCAAAUCAGCCGAAGCUGGCUGUAGCAGAGUUAUCAUACAGCCUGAAAAACAGACAACUAAUGUUAAGUCAUCAACAAGACACUCCAUGUGCAGAGGCAAAGAAGAGGUAGGAGUACGUUUCUUGAUUAUGCCUAAGAAGCCACAGACUCUCCAGCCCUACAGUCAAUCUCCACGCAGAAUGGCGUUGUCGAGAGAGCCUCAACAGAAAGCCAGUGAAACGUAUCCUGUGGUGUACAGCACUCAGCAACGUCACUAUGAGCCUUUCAGCAGCCCAGGCUUCCACUCUCUGGAUCCUGCACCACAGAUCAGAAAGAGGAACAUUCACUCAGCUAUCAUUCUCUACACAGAGGCCAUACAGGCAAAGUACGUGAUUCGCAGUAUGAGGGAAAGACAGAGAAAUGAUGGCUUUCACAGCCACAGGCCAUAUACCCAGCCAGAGCUCAAGGUGAAAAGGACAGGAGUUAAUUUUGUCAACAUGUGUGUGCUCACAGCUGAUGGAAAGAUCAUCAGAUCUCCAGAUCUCACCCAACUUCCUCUUCAUUAUCAUGAUGAAACUCCUGCAGUGUCUACCACAUCCUCUAACAAAAUCUCACUCAUACCAAAACAGAAUGUUUUAUCUCCUUGUAUUGGCCCUGUGAUUAAUGGAAUGAACCCUAAUCAAACUUGUGACUCUGGAAAAAUAUCUCCAGCCUUCUGUAAACCACUGCCUGUUUCCCUGAGGAGAGGGCUACGCAGCAGUGCUCACACUUCAACGCCACAAUCUUGUUGGAACAGCUCACAAAACAAAACGGAUUUCCUGUCACUCUCCAGACCACUAACGUGUAGUCAAAAUGGUGUGAGCUGCAUUAUCAGAGAGAAACAGUUUCAUCAUGGAGACUGGCACAAAGCAGCAAAAGAGCCGUAUAAAAACAUUACGGAUUGUGAUAUGUUCAGUGUGCAUGACACAAGCGUCUCCAGAAGGAGCGGUGGUGCAGACAUGACAGCAUCACCCCAAGAGACUCUGGACAUUGAUAUGAUCUCAACUUCCUCAACUACUACUAUUGAGAAAACUCACAAGCGCAGUGUUUCCUUAUGCCAACCAGAGACAAUAAACAUUCCAGCUGCUGACUAUCUGGAUUAAAGCAUCUCGCAUAACUUUUCUGCAUUCUCUCUAAGUUGCAUUUAAAUAAUUGAUCAUGUCAUGCUGCAAAAAUAAACAAGAAAUGCAAUAUUCCAGAUUACACCACAA
This is a messenger RNA of Neoarius graeffei (lesser salmon catfish), 1341 nucleotides long. RefSeq lists its product as uncharacterized. NCBI's taxonomy places the organism in Eukaryota, Metazoa, Chordata, Actinopteri, Siluriformes, Ariidae. The record is from RefSeq and is a predicted model, not a curated record. Bases 94 to 1233 code for a protein of 379 amino acids. The transcript is spliced from 4 exons.